Molecule: messenger RNA, 654 nt
Organism: Durusdinium trenchii
Lineage: Eukaryota; Dinophyceae; Suessiales; Symbiodiniaceae
Source: the annotation of a GenBank genome assembly
AUGGUCUUUGACAACACCUUUGAUACCGGACUGAGCGGACAAGAGACAAACCUCAUGGCUCUCACCAGAGCUGCUCAUGAAUGUGACCACCACCUGAUUGCCGUCACACAAAGUGAGGAAGCUGCUAACAAGGUAGCCAAUCUCAACGGAGCACGCACCCGUGUCCUAGAGCAGCAAAAGGCACCUUCUUACAGAUGGUCAAAAGGAGAGGCAGAGGAGUACUUGAAGGCUGUGAAGACGUUGACUGAAAAUGCGGAGAGGGUUCUGAACAUGACCCAAGUGCCUGAUGAAGUUGGCGGGUGGAAACCGGUGGACAUCAAGGAGUAUUUGAAGACAGGUCGAAGACCAGAAGCACCACAACAGGGACAAGGUGGCAGAAGCACAGCGAAUUCAGCAGUCUGGGUCAGGCAACUCCAGAAGGACGGUGAUACAUUCGAGCAGAUGGGCAACGCUUUCCCAAUUGACCCAGUGCCCUCCAAUAUUGCCUAUUUGAAGAAAGCAAUCAAGAAGGAGGAGGAACUAUCCAUUGCGCCUUCCAAAAUUGAUAUUUUUAGCCAACAGGAUGGAAAGUGGAUAAAAAAAGAAAAGAUGUCGGCAAGCCUUCGCAACACGGAUGAGACAGAUUGCUAUGGCUUCACAUUGCCAUCAGCGUGA